AUGAUAGCUUAUAAGAGGGCAACUGGGGAUAAUAAUAACGAUGGGUUUACUGAUGAUGAUCCGUAUGGGAGAGGGUCGUGGGUGUGGGGUCGGUGGAUCCUGUUUGUGAUAUUUGUUGUUGGUAUUCUUCUGAUGACGUUGCUUACGUUCCGAAUCAACAGACGAAGGACUGCCACCGGUAGGGCUCCGAUUUACGGCACUGCGUGGAUGACGCCUCCGUCGUACAGACAGUCCGAAAGAGACUACAACCAUACCCAGAACUAUGUAGAGGAGUACGUUCCUACAUACACAGAGACCACAAAUGCCAACGAUCUGGGCUACUACGAUGCCAACGGUGUCUUCCACAAGAACGCAAAGGCUGAAAUGCUUCAACCACCGGCUCUGGAUGGCGAGGUCGCUAGGCCAGAUGGCCCUCCACCUGGUUUCGACGGGCUCACACAACCAGAGUCUGCAUACUUGAGACCAGAAGACGUACCGCAGGAGGACAUCGAUCUAGAGUUUAGAAGGCCUGCUCAAACCAACUUCCAAAGAACUACGGCUGGUCCAAGUUCAUCCUUAGAGACAAAUGACGAUGAAGACUCAAGUGUAUCUGUACAGAUGCAACAAGUUAGAACAUCUUCAAAGAAAUAG
Nakaseomyces glabratus is the source of this 630-nucleotide messenger RNA. RefSeq names its product Rcr2p (gene RCR2). Gene Ontology annotation, biological process: vesicle-mediated transport. Gene Ontology annotation, cellular component: intracellular membrane-bounded organelle. The record is from RefSeq and is a predicted model, not a curated record. Lineage: Eukaryota; Fungi; Ascomycota; Saccharomycetes; Saccharomycetales; Saccharomycetaceae.